GUCGGUGGAGCCCGAUUUGUCCACAAACGAUCUCAUUGGUUUAAGUGAGAGUCUUUACUCGGGGCGGGCCUUCACUGCGCUUUCUCCCGUCAUGUCUUCGGGCUUUGGAGGCUGAACGAGCGACCAGAAAGCGAUGUAAAUGGUCCUUCUGGAAAUCAGUCAACAGAAAAGGCCUCGGUGAAUCGAUUGAUUGGUUCUACCAGCCGUCUGACAACCGAACCUACGUGAAACAGCGCCGUUGGAUCCAUUGAGCCUGCGCUAACUGUAAAAGAGGAGGUUCCCGAAGAGACUCCUUUAUUUAUUUCUUUGUUUUCAGUGAAGAAAUAAUAACAACAGCAUACCACAGAACUUCAUUUAUAAUCUUUGUUCGUACUCACAAGAAAACUGGAUAAGAUUACAGUGGGUGCUCGAAGGCCAAAGCCAAGAGGAGGAGGAUGAAGCGGCGCAAUGCGGACUGCAGCAAACUCCGGCGGCCGAUAAAACGGAACCGAAUCACCGAGGGCAUCUACGGCAGUACCUUCCUGUACUUGAAGUUUCUGUUGGUGUGGGCGCUAGUACUACUGGCAGACUUUGUAUUGGAGUUUAGAUUUGAGUAUCUUUGGCCUUUCUGGCUCUUCAUCCGCAGUGUAUAUGACUCCUUCAGAUACCAGGGCCUGGCAUUUUCAGUAUUCUUUGUGUGUGUGGCAUUUACCUCGGACAUCAUUUGCCUCCUCUUCAUCCCAGUGCAAUGGCUGUUCUUCGCCGCCAGUACUUAUGUUUGGGUCCAGUAUGUUUGGCAUACAGAGAGAGGUGUCUGUCUGCCAACGGUGUCUCUAUGGAUACUAUUUGUUUACAUAGAGGCAGCCAUAAGAUUCAAAGACUUGAAGAACUUCCAUGUGGACUUGUGUCGUCCCUUUGCUGCACACUGCAUUGGUUAUCCUGUAGUUACACUGGGCUUCGGCUUCAAGAGCUACGUAAGUUAUAAGAUGCGCCUCCGGAAACAAAAGGAGGUUCAAAAAGAGAACGAAUUUUACAUGCAGCUAUUACAACAAGCUCUACCUCCAGAGCAACAAAUGCACCAGAGACAAGAGCGAGAAGCAGAGGAAGCUGUUAAAGGAUUGUCUGAGGUGGAUACUGCUCCAGUGUCACAGAAUGGCACCCCUGCCAAUAAAAAGACAGCAGCGUCACUGCCAGAGCUAGAAUAUAGAGAAAAAGGGAAAGAAGGAAAGGGUGUCGGGGACAAUAAAAAGCAACACAACAGCAUCCUCCCAUCAUCUGUGGACUCUAAACUCCAAGAAAUGGAAUAUAUGGAGAACCAUAUGAACAACAAGAGACUCACCGCAGACCUGGGCAGCACUGAAAAUCUGCUGCUUAAAGAGGACAACAACUCUUCAUGCUCUUCCUCUUCUUCCUCCUCCUCUAAAAACUUCAAAAAUGCUAGCAACAAUGCGGCUAACUCCUCACCCCGCGGCCAUAGUGCCACCAAUGGCAGUGUACCCUCCUGUACGCCGUCAUCCUCGUCGUCCGCGGGGAAGAACGAGAAAAAGCACAAGCUGACAGUGGGGAAGGCAGCUGCUGGAGGCUCCCACAGGGACCCCACAGACAAUUGUAUUCCCAACAACCAGCUGAGCAAACCAGAAGCACUUGUCAGAUUGGAGCAGGAUGUUAAGAAAUUAAAGGCAGACUUGCAAGCCAGCCGCCAAGUGGAGCAGGACCUCCGCAGCCAGAUUGGCUCUUUGGGUAGUGCAGAGCGUUCUGUGCGCACUGAGCUGAGCCAACUGCGCCAGGAGAAUGAGCUGCUGCAGAACAAGCUUCAUAAUGCUGUGCAGGCAAAGCAAAAAGACAAACAGACAGUGGGCCAACUGGAGAAGAAGCUCAAAGCAGAACAGGAGGCGCGAGCUACAGCUGAGAAGCAGCUCGCAGAAGAAAAGAAACGCAAAAAACUGGAAGAAGCCACAGCAGCGCGGGCAGUAGCACUAGCAGCUGCAUCCAGAGGAGAGUGCACAGACACAUUGCGAAGGCGAGUCACAGAAUUAGAAACAGAGUGCAAGAAGCUCACUAUGGAUAUAAAAGUUAAAGAAGACCAGAUCCGAGAUCUAGAGUUAAAAGUGCAGGAACUUCAUAAAUAUAAAGAGAAUGAAAAGGACACAGAGGUACUUAUGUCAGCACUGUCAGCCAUGCAGGACAAAACGCAGCACCUAGAAAACAGCCUGAGUGCAGAGACCAGGAUCAAACUAGACCUCUUCUCUGCACUUGGAGAUGCCAAGAGACAGCUGGAGAUCGCACAAGGCCAAAUUUUACAAAAAGACCAGGAAAUAAAAGAUCUAAAGCAAAAGAUAGCCGAAGUCAUGGCUGUGAUGCCCAGCAUCUCCUACGCAGCCGACACCAGCAGCAUGACCCCUGUGGCCCCCCACUACUCCUCCAAAUUCAUGGACACCAACUCCUCCGGCCUGGACCCCAAUGCCUCUGUUUACCAGCCACUGAAAAAGUGAACGCUUCUCCCAGCCUCCUCCUUUCAUCCAUUCUCUUUAUUUUCAACCAGGCCCACCACUUUCAAUCUGCUCGGCAUGUCUGCAGCUGAGAAUGUUUCUCUUGGGUUUUGUUUUUACCAUGCCAGGUCAGAAGGAUGUUGUAUUGUGUGACUGUAUUUGUUGUAGUUAAAACAAAAGACAAAAAACUUAAAUGGACAUCAGUUCUCAACUAGGAUGCCCCAGGUUUCUUUUUCUCUUAAAUGUCUAGUGAAACCUCACAGAAUCGGGUAUGUAACUCUUAUUAUUAAGGUGUUGCUCUGCAUUUUCCACUGUCAGUGCAACUACCUGCUACCAGUUACUUGCUGUUUGGUCCUGGGGAAGAGCUGCUUCAUUUUGUGAAAAUAUUAUUUCUCCACCACACACUUAUUUUGAAAAUCCUAACAUAUGCAAAAUGUGGAAUGUAUUGCAAAGUUGGCACAAAUUUCUGUUCAAUCUCAUUCAAAAUCAGAAGCAAAUCUAAUGGAAAUUUAGAAAAAUGUGUUGUUUUGAGAAUCUGUCAUCAAUGAAAUCAUUGUGACAUAAACUGUCUUUGAACACGAGGUUGAGUGUUCCCAAUAUCAGCAGUAAUGUUAUUUAACAAAACCAUUUCAGUUGUCAUGAUCUCAGUGCCUUCAUUUAAGAUUUAAUGUGUGAGUUAAAGAUGACACAACCCAUAUGAACAGCCUCCAAAAGUGUGACAAGUUGCCUUUAGUUUUUUUCCCCCCAUUUUUGUGGUAGCAAUCAGACAUGUUAAGUGGACAUGAGGACUGCUAUUCAAAUUCAGUUACAAUCGAUAACAAUAUAUAAGAUUUCUUUUUUUUUUUCCCCUACAUUUUCACGUUCCCAAGAACAUGCCAAAUGACUGUUCAAAAGAUGCCCUUUUAGUCAUUUUUACUACUGAAUGCUGAUGGAACCAAAUUUUUACUUUGGCUGCAGCCCAUUUUGUUGGUUAUAUUAAACUGGCCAUAUCAACAAAAGCAAAGGGAAAACUAUUUAGAUGGACUGUGCAAUGUCAACAGAUCAAAGCUUUGGAACAGGUAACUUAAUUCAGUUUAAGUUAUUUUAUAUUUAAUAUUCCACUUAGUUUGUGUGCCAAGGAUUCCUUCUAUGUGUUAAAGAAUGUACUGCAAAUACAUUGGCUGACAGGUCCUCUUAAUAUCACUUAAUAGAAGUUUGUGUUAAGCAGGUAGAUAAAAUGGUCACCUGUUUGUAGUAGACUCUAGUUGAAAGGGAAGAUUAGAAAAUCAAUUCAAUUCUUUUGUGAAUGUUACAGUAUUUGCAACUGUUAGGCGGUUUUCCUUAAGCCUGGUAUUUGUCAGUUCCUGUGGGGAGAGAUUCUCUGAAUCUGAUGUGGUUUCAUUAUCUAAAAUGGAUAUUGUGUGUGUGCGUGAUAGUCACAUUCUGUAUUUUGAGAAGCUUUAUUGCUCAGAUCGCUGUCAUUGGCUAUACUAAAACUGUAACGGAAAUUUAGUCAGUUGUUUUGCAAACUGCAAGUUUUUUUUUGGUUUUUUUUUUGGUUUCUAUGCCACAGUCACUGCUCUGUUUAUCCCCAGGUUUGACCUUGGCUGCGCUCUCGCUCUGUGAGGUUUACAAAGAAUAAACAUUUUUUCUCGCAACUGA
Messenger RNA from Boleophthalmus pectinirostris (great blue-spotted mudskipper), 4109 nucleotides. RefSeq names its product macoilin 1b (gene maco1b). The coding region runs from base 435 to 2471 and encodes 678 amino acids. The record is from RefSeq and is a predicted model, not a curated record. The transcript is spliced from 11 exons. Gene Ontology annotation, biological process: neuronal signal transduction. Gene Ontology annotation, cellular component: rough endoplasmic reticulum membrane. NCBI's taxonomy places the organism in Eukaryota, Metazoa, Chordata, Actinopteri, Gobiiformes, Gobiidae.